AUGGCUAAAAAUACGGUUACUUUGCCCGUGGACUCAAACAUUGAGUCCAAGGAGGCUCAAGUAGGCGGUAAUUUAGCCCAUAAGGCGUAUAAUGAGAUGACCACUGGAAGUACUAAACCUCGGAAUUCCACUGCAUCACAUUCUUCUUCAGGGAAAGACGUGCUUGUUGCUUCCAAUGCCCAGGGUGUAGCAAAAUUGCCAGUGCCUAAUGAGAGUGGGACAGUUGGACCUGCACCUAUGGAAAUCACGGAUCCAAAGGAUUUCAAACAUGCACCCUCAAGAGAAAAGAACCUGCACGAAACUAGUAUUGACAAGGAAAGUGUGCUUAACAGAGAGCGUGAAGCCAAGCGUAUUAGAGAAAAGGUUGGCGAAGAAAAUGUGGAUAAUUUGUUUCCUUGGAAUCGUAUUGGUACCUUCUCUAGUGACGGUAGCCGCUCAAGCACUGAUUCUAAGCUUGUGAAGGCAUACAUCACAGAGAAUUUUUACAAUGACUAUUACUAUAACACGGCCGGUGUAGUUGGUACGUGUUUUUUUUCCUGGUUACUUGCUCAUUGGGGGUUUUCGUGGUGGUCUCUGUGGUUUAUCAUCUUUUGUACCGCCUCUGUUUACAGGACGGAGUUUCGUCGUUUCAACAGAAACAUAAGAGAUGAUUUGACAAGAAUUACUGUGCAGGAAACUCUUUCUGAUAGGACUGAAAGAACUUUGUGGUUGAACUCAUUCUUGUCCAAAUUUUGGGUGAUCUACAUGCCUGUUCUCUCUCAACAGGUCAAAGAUGUCGUGAACCCAAACUUGGCGGGCGUUGCACCAGGUUACGGUAUUGAUGCAUUGUCUUUGGACGAAUUCACGCUUGGAACAAAGUCUCCAACAAUUGAUGGCAUCAAGUCUUAUACUAAGAAGGGUAAGGAUACAGUUGAGAUGGACUGGACUUUCUCUUUUACCCCUAACGACGUUUCAAAUAUGACCGCGAAAGAAGCUGAAGAGAAAAUCAACCCUAAGAUUGCUCUUGGCGUUACAGUAGGUAAGGGUUUUGUUUCUAAAUCCCUCCCUGUCCUUGUAGAAGACAUUAAUGUUGCUGGUAAAUUGCGUAUCACAAUCAAAUUUGGUAACUCUUUUCCUAAUAUCAAAACAGUAUCAAUUUCUCUCUUGGAGCCUCCUCUGAUCGACUUUGCCUUGAAACCUGUUGGUGGUGAUACAUUAGGAUUAGAUAUUAUGUCCUUCUUGCCCGGUUUGAAGACGUUUGUUAAGACUCAAAUCAACUCGAAUGUUGGACCAAUGCUUUACAAUCCUAAUAAGAUGGAUAUUGAUGUGGAGGAAAUUAUGGCAGCCCAAGCAAAGGACUCUAUUGGUGUUGUUGCGGUAACUAUAAAUUGUGCCGACAACUUGAAGGGGUCAGAUUUCAUCGGUAACACUGUUGACCCAUACGUGACAUUGGUGACUGAAAAAGAUGCUACUGCAGAAGCACCUGUCCGCACAUCUGUCAAAUCUGAUGUUAAAUCACCUCGGUGGAAUGAAACAAAGUAUAUCAUUGUCGACUCUCUUGAACAGAAGCUAUCUUUGUCAUGCUAUGACUUCAAUGAUGUUAGAAAGGAUGCACUAAUUGGUAAAGUUGAGUUCGACAUGGCUGAGUUAUAUCAGAACCCUUCUUUUGAAAAUAUCUGUUCCAAGUUAAUGUCAGAUGGGAAAGCGAGAGGUGUUUUGAAUUAUGAUAUACAUUGGCUACCCGUUAUCGAUAAGGAAAGCAGCGAGAAUAAAGAAAGCACCGAAAAUUCCAAGGGAGCCAAUGAAGAAGAUGAAAUCGAAGCAGCAGAGCAAUCUUCCGAUGUCGGUAUUUUAAAAGCUACGUUACACAAGGUAAAAUAUCUCAUCUCCGAGUCUCGUCUGGCGGGGGCAAUAAGUCCCUUUGCUGAACUUUCAAUUGAUGGCAAACGUGUGAAACGCUACAGGACUCUGAGACGUAUCAAUGAACCUUCAUGGGAAGAAACUGUCGAAGUUUUGAUUCCAUCUAAGAAGAAUUCAAUUGUAAGUAUUAAAGUGUUUGAUGAAGGUAUGACCGGUAAGGAAUUGCUGUGUGAAUACUCCUCAUCAUUGGAAGAUAUCUUGAAUCUUGCUGAAAUUGGCCAAGCUACGUUAAAAGCUUCUCCUCAAGGUGAAAUAUCAUUUUCAGCACUUUGGAAACCUGUUGCUAUGACUGGAUCUUUCGCUCCAGCCAAUUCAGUUCGUCAAUCCAUCGGUGUAGUGAAGAUGUUUCUGCAUAAUGCUAUCGUUAAAGACAAUCUGUCCGGCGUCGGUGAUAUUGACCCUUACAUUAAUGUAAGAUUAAACCAUCACCUUAUUUUCAAAACCCGCUAUUAUUCAGAAACACGCGAGCCAACUUUCAAUCAAAGAGUGUAUGUGCCUGUCACUUCCGAAAACCAGACUAUUUCUUUAGAUCUCAUUGACUAUCAGAAAGUUGGGGAUGAUCGCAUCAUAGGGACUUACAAUUUCCCUGUUUCUAGAUUGAUGAAAAAGAACCCUAAAACAGGUAAAUAUGAAGCAAGUGAGGGAGAGAAGCAAAAGGAAUGCAGACUCCUUUCUAAACGUAUGGAGCUCACCAAGAAUUAUAUUACAGCAACCACGUCUUUUAUGCCAAUUGUUCCAGUCUAUGCACCAGAAGAGUUGGAAACAGUUGAGAGCAUAGAGAAGAAGAUAAAGGAAAAACGUCAAAAGAUUGACAAGGAGCAAGAGGAGCUCAAGAAAGAGAUGGAAAAGCACCCUGAUGACUAUGAGAUUGUUGAGAUUGAUGAAUCUGACGAAGAUGAAAAGAAUCUAAAUAGAAAAGCAAAAAUGAAUUUGAAUGAACUUGUCGAACACAACGCUGGUGUUUUGGAUAUUCAAGUUUUAAGAGGAAAAUUGGCCAAAAGUUCUGCUUACCUGCAAGUUUUAUUCGAUGAUUUCGCUUGUCCUACCAUUGUAUCGUUGAAAAGCAAGAACGGAAAUGUCCAGCCUGACAGCGGAUCGUGCUUCAUCCGUGAUUUGAAAAACAGUCGUGUUACAUUUCGGAUCACUCGGAAAUCGCAGCCUCGCGAAUUGGAUGAUGUUUUUACAGAAGAAUGCUUCAGCGUUUACGAUCUUCUACAGAAAGGCUACGAGAAGCCUACUAUUGUUGACGUAAAAGGCUCUAAGCUUGAGGUUAAAUUCCUAUAUACUCCCUUAUCCGUUAAACUACCAGAAUCGGAAACAGUCCUGGAUACUGGCACAAUGGAACUAAAGGUUAUAUCAGCUGAAAACAUCCCCUCUCAUGAUAGGAAUGGUAAAUCCGACCCAUUUGUCGUCGUAAGGGUUGAUGGAGAAAAGGUCGCCAAAACAGAAGUUCAAAGAAAAACUCUUUCGCCCGUGUGGAAUCAAAAGCUAGAUGUUCCAAUUCCUUCCAGAUCGGGUAAUAAGGUUACAGUGGAAAUCCAUGAUUGGGACAGGACUGGUUCAAACGACUUGUUAUGUUCAAAUGUACUUGACACAACACAGUUCGAUCCAAAGAAAACAAAAGAUGUAGUAUUAAACCUAAAGCCGCAGGGUAGGGUGAAACUAGGAGUCACCUUUGUGCCUAAAUAUCUCUUUCCAGCUUUGGAUCCUAUUGAAGGUGGCCUCGCGGGCAUGCCAUUCAAGGCAAUUGGCGGUGUUGCAAAUAUUGGCGUCGGUGUGGCAGGUGCAGGAUUAGGAGCGGCUCAGAAUGUUGCAGGGGCUGGUUUGGGCGCUGUCUCUAAUGUCGCAGGAACAGGUUUAGGAGGUUUACACAAGGGCAGUAAGCUUUUAAAAGGUUUCGGUUCAAGUAAGAAAUCAAAGGCCCUAGAAUCUGAUGAGAACUCUAAACCCACAGAGCGCAAGUCCGCAUCAGCUACUUUGAGGUCGUCGUUGGAUUACGAUACCUCCAAACCAAACAAUAGUUAUACUCAAGUCCAACAAGGCAACCUACCAACAUCUCCGCAAAAAAACGGAAGCGCGUCGAGUAUCGCUGGCGUAGCUGGGCCUAUCCACCAACGUACGGCCUCAUAUGCCAGCAGUUUUGCUCGUACUCUGGCGCCAAACGGUACUUACAAAGGUAAAGUUACUGUAGUUGGCGCGGAGAACAUGGGCAAGUCUGUCCAAGUGAGAGUUUCGUUGGCACAAGGUGGCCGCAUAAAACACUUGUAUCGUACAGAAGAGAAGAAGGCCGACAACGAUGGCAAGGUCAAAUUUGAGGAAGAGUGUACUUUCAAAGCAUCACCAGAAGCAAACUUGGUUUUUGGUGCUGUUGCUCUUCAUCGUUUCAGCAAAGACACAGAAUUAGGUGUUGCUCAAAUCAAUCUAGCUGAUUCACAAAUACAACAAGAUGGUCAACUGGCGAUGAAGAUUGGCAGAGGACACUUGAUUCUCAAGAUUGACUAUGGCCAUGAAGAUGUUCCCCCAGUUCCUGAUAUUCCCUCCGAAUAUAAACAUUGA
This is a messenger RNA of Lachancea fermentati, 4455 nucleotides long. The record is from the annotation of a GenBank genome assembly. Lineage: Eukaryota; Fungi; Ascomycota; Saccharomycetes; Saccharomycetales; Saccharomycetaceae.